AAAGCUUGGACCAGCUAGCAUUCCAAGGACAGCACAUCAGCAGUUCAGCACCAGACAAGGAACUCCAAGCUCCACCGACAGCGCUCAAACCCGAUCGAGCUACCCAGCGAGAUCCAUGGCGCGGCUCCUGCCAUCCGUGGUAGCCUCCGUGGCCAUCACGGCGGCGGCCGUCCUGGUGGCAGGCCUGCCAGCCGCGUUGGCUGCAUCACCGGCGGCGGAUGAUGCGCCGCCGUACAGGAACCACACCGUGGGCGGCACCGACGGGUGGUUCUUCAACGUCAAAACCAACGCCACGUCCGGCAACUACUCCGACUGGGCCGCCGGCGAGACCUUCUACCUUGGCGACUACCUCAUUUUCAAGACGAACGACAACUCGUCGGUGGUGCAGACCACCAACGCCACCACGUACGACCUCUGCGACGCCAGCGAAGACCUGGAGCAGACGACGUCCAUCUAUGGCGGCGGCGGAGGAGGGGGUGGCGGCCUCGAGCAGAACAACACCAUAGCGGUCGCUCUCACCUUCGAGGGAACCAACUACUUCUUCUCCGAGGCCGACGGAGGAGCGCAGUGCCAACAGGGGAUGCGGUUCGAGAUCAAGGUCGAGCACGGCCAGGGCCUGCCGCCCUCUCUUGAGCACCCGCCACCGGCACCCAAAGGUCGCGUCCUCGCGCCGCCGCCGGCGGGGACGGCAUUUUCGGGCACCGGUGGGGUUGAGCCUGGCGAUGGCGCCGGCGAUAAUGGCGGCGCAGGCAGGAACGGUGCGUUUAGAGCGGCGCCGGCCAGCCUUCAGUUCUUGGGGUCGGCUCUUGUUGUGUCUCUAGCGGUUUUGACUGCUGCUUGAGUUGAGUAGCGAUAUAUAAUUUGGAUUUUGUUGGAGCAAUAAAUUCAUUAUUUGAAGUGGCUCUGCUGUUUCGGUGUCUGUAUUUAAAUUAAUCAUUAUGAUUAGGUCUUGUUUGAUACGUAUGUAUUUAUCUUAAUCUACAUAUAUUCAAAUAAUUUGAAAUGGAAUUAAACUAAGUUUUAUUUCAA
This is a messenger RNA of Sorghum bicolor (sorghum), 1029 nucleotides long. Its product is annotated as cucumber peeling cupredoxin. Gene Ontology annotation, molecular function: electron transfer activity. NCBI's taxonomy places the organism in Eukaryota, Viridiplantae, Streptophyta, Magnoliopsida, Poales, Poaceae. Gene Ontology annotation, cellular component: plasma membrane. The transcript is spliced from 2 exons. The record is from RefSeq and is a predicted model, not a curated record. The coding region runs from base 116 to 841 and encodes 241 amino acids.